AUGGCGCCGAAGAAAGCACGGUUUAAGCCGCCCAUUCGGCCGAAUGCGGAUGGAACUGGCUUUGUACGCGUGCCGGCCUCUGGCACGGAGGAUAAGCCGCCUAAAGGGCGAGGACGCGAAGGUCGUCCGGGUUCAAGCCCACCUCGCCCAUCGGUGGAUUUCUCCCCUUCACCGCGCCUGGGGCAGAGCGAUGUGUCAGACGUUGAGUUGUCCCUGCAGAUACGUUCCAAUAGUUCUUUGCCUUCUAACGAGGCACGACUCUCCCCAGCCUCUUUACGGGCUUUAGGAAUCGUCAGUGGGGCCGUGCUGCACCUCCUCGCGGGGCAUUUUGAGGCCUACGCCGAGGCGUUUCUUUCGGCUUCGUGUCACUCACAAAGCAUUGAACUUGCUGACGAGGUCGCUGCCGCCUUUAUAGAUAAGCAGGUGAGGGUGUCUGUGAUGGCAAACCCUCUACCGUUGGUGCCGCUUGCUGUUGUGAUUCUGGAGAUAAACUGUGAGCUACGUGAGGGAAUAUGUGCGAUGCAGGUGGAGGAAACGGUGAAAAUGCCAAUUCUGCAGGUCAUUGCCGCCUUUCGGCGCCAAUACCGGUGCCGAUUGGUUUACAAAGGAAUGCGCGCAGUUGUGCGUGUGGCGACGCAGCCUUUUUUCGUUGAGGUGGUUAAAUGUUCACAGCGUGUUGCAGCUGAGAAAGAUAAAGAGAGACUGAACGAAGCCGAGGUCAGUUUAGGUGGUUUGGCGGACUGCACGGUAAUACGCGACGGUGGCCGUGUAACUUCCGUCGAAAAUGAAUCUUCUGAAAACGCUCAGAGCUCCUUAAAGGAUGCACAGGCGUUGCAGCAUGUGCUGGUGGUGGGGGAAGCGGGCACGGGCAAGAGUCGCUUUCUUCAGCAAGAGGGCAGGGACGCCACAGCGGUGCAGUGCCGCCACGUGGAGGUUAUAUUGGUUCAGGAGCUUCCGCAAGGAGAGAUGAGUGAGGUGCCGACGUCGACUGUCUUGCGUGAAGCUUUUGCACGUGCAAAGGUCGCGGCACCCUCAACUGUGUUAAUUGAUGACCUUCACCUUGUCUGCGGGGCCAACAGCAGCUCCACAGCGGGAUCUUUGUGGGCAGCAACGCUUGUGGCGGUGGCCCUGAAGGAGGAGCUUGAUGACAUUCGGGGGCGCCAGCUUGACGUCCAUGUUAUCGCCUCCGCCGCAUCAACAGAGUCGGUGGAUCGCUCUUUAUUAACACCCGAGCGCCUUGGAAGGCGUGUGACGCUGCUCACGCCUGGAUCCUGGGAGGAGCGUUGUGCGUGCCUAAAAACAUGCUUGCAGGAGCGUGGUGGACUGGAUAGCAUCUCAGAGGCGACCCUGUUAACGGUCUCACAGGAAGCGCACGGCUUCACACAGUGCGACCUUGCACGUCUGGCGGAGGUGGCCAUGAUGGAGAGUUUUAAAAUGACAGGAAACAUCACCCCCUCGGAUGGCGCUCUCUUGGCGGCGGCAAAGUUGGUGCGACCCUCCGCUCUAAAGCAGUUUGAGGUGUGCGUGCCGAAUGUCACCUGGAACGACAUUGGUGGGAGCGAGGAGGCGAAGAAGACUUUGCAGGAUUGUGUUGCAUGGUGCCUUGGAAAGCAGCAGUGGGUAUUUCGCAAGUUUAAACUGUCACCGCCAAGAGGUGUUCUUCUGUACGGCCCGCCGGGGUGUAGCAAGACGAUGCUGGCUAAAGCUCUUGCCAACGAAUCCAAAAUGAAUUUCAUCUCCGUCAAGGGGCCUGAGGUGUUUUCCAAGUGGGUGGGAGACAGUGAAAAGGCGGUGCGAGAUAUUUUUACACGCGCACGUUCGGUGGCUCCAUGUGUAGUCUUUAUUGAUGAGCUUGACGGCAUGUGCGGGCACCGGGGACGUGGUGGAGUUUCAGACCGCGUCAUCUCACAAUUUCUGACCGAAUUGGACGGACUCCCUGCGGCCCUCGACGAAAAUUCGGAUGCGCUUGUCUUUGUGGCGGCAACAAAUCGCCCUGACAACAUCGACACUGCUGUCUUACGACCCGGGCGCAUCGAUCGCAAAGUCUACGUGGGGUUGCCAGAUGCCUCGGAACGCCGGGCAAUUGUUCGUAUCCAUUUCUCCCGCAUUCCUGUUGCACCCGACCUUGAUGCCGACUACGUGGCCCAGAGAACGGCGGGGUAUAGUGGCGCUGAGGUCGUUGCGGUGGUGAAGGAGGCGGCAUUUCUGCGGGUUACGAUGGAUGCGAAAGCCUCACACCUCACCCGUGAGGAUGUUGACGCCGCCCUGCAGCGGGUGAGGCCGCGCAUUAGCCCCAGCGAUGUGGCGUGGUAUAAGCAGUGGUCGUUGGGUGGGCAGCUGACCGCCCGAUAG
This is a messenger RNA of Trypanosoma conorhini, 2352 nucleotides long. Its product is annotated as AAA family ATPase-like protein. Gene Ontology annotation, cellular component: cytoplasm. Bases 1 to 2352 code for a protein of 783 amino acids. Gene Ontology annotation, molecular function: ATP hydrolysis activity; ATP binding. The transcript has a single exon. The record is from RefSeq and is a predicted model, not a curated record. NCBI's taxonomy places the organism in Eukaryota, Euglenozoa, Kinetoplastea, Trypanosomatida, Trypanosomatidae.